Bactrocera neohumeralis is the source of this 502-nucleotide messenger RNA. RefSeq lists its product as uncharacterized. The record is from RefSeq and is a predicted model, not a curated record. The transcript is spliced from 2 exons. Bases 64 to 438 code for a protein of 124 amino acids. NCBI's taxonomy places the organism in Eukaryota, Metazoa, Arthropoda, Insecta, Diptera, Tephritidae.
ACACUCGAUAAGAGGGCAAGCGUCAUUUUGUUAUUUGAAAACUACAAAAAUAUUUAAUAGAAAAUGGAUACUUUGAUUGCGAAUUCUGAUGAUUCAGAACAAUAUCGCUUUAUAUCUCAUGUCGAUUUUAUACGGAUUCUCCGUGAUAAAUACAGAGAAGGUACCAAGAGCACUUUUGAAAACAUAAAGGCACAAGUUGAACAAAAAUGUGUGAGAAAAAAACAACAAGCGGAAAAGGCCACAACCUUACUUAGUCACUGCCGCAAUGUCUUAAGCCAAUUGGAUGAACAACACGAGAUGAUUGGAAAAACUCUUAAAGAGCAUACCGAAUUGGGGAAAAAGCUGAAUGAACAAAUACGCCAACAGACAAAUAGCCUAACCAAUGAGGAAACAGCAAUGCGACAAUUGCUUCAGGAACUAAGGCAACACAACCAAUAAUUAGUUUAGUUUGUGUUGUCAUUUAUAUAAAAAAAAAAUUAAAUAUAAAAUAAUUUAGAAUUUA